ACAUUAAUAUCUGUAUUUACAGAUUAUAGAUCCAUCUUUUCAAUAUUAUUGCCCGCCUGCCCAGAUUCCGGGAUAUAAAAUGGGGAAAACGAUGGACAAAAUAAAAGCUUUAAGCGGAGGCGACGGAAUAGAUUUUAAGCCUCUUCCCACAUCAGAUAGACCAGUUGAACAUCCCAGCUUAACUCCUCCUGCCUGUGAUUUACCUGUUGUAAUUGCUGCAAGGAACCUAAAGAAAGAGAAACGGUGUAAGAUCGCAAAAAUCGGUUUGAUCGGAAUAUUUGUGCUCUCAAUCAUCGUAGCUGUUAUAUCUAUCAACACUAUCCAACCAUACAUCGAUCACGUUCAGGAUAUAGAAUCCAGGAUGGGAGAAUCUAAGGCCUCCUCUCAGGGUAUCAGAUCCGAUCAGUCCAGUUCUCACAUCGGACUCAAGCUGUACAAUGAGGAGAGAAAGAAGAAUACUGGGAAUAUCCUGUUUUCUCCUUUCAGCAUUCAAUCUGCUCUUUCAAUGGUGACACUUGGAGCAAAGGAUAAUACACUUGAGCAGCUAAUCCAGUUCUUGAGCGCCCCUGGUGUUGAAGAUAUGAAUGAAAGAGUUGAGAAUCUGAAGAAAAGUUUCAGCUCUAUCCUACCAACCCUGCAGUCUAAUGAGAACUAUACUAUUGAGACAGCAAACUCAGUAUUUCUCAACGCUAACUUUGAAGUUCUAGAAACCCUGGUUAAGGAUCUAGAGACUAAUUUCCAAACUUCGUUCAGGAAAACAGAUUUUUCAAACUCACAGAGCUCUGCAUCUCUGAUAAAUGGUUGGGUUGAGGAGAAGACUAGAGAUAAGAUCAAGAAUCUGAUCAACCCUGCAGCUCUCAAUGCUAACACUAUGAUGGUUCUCGUCAAUGCUCUGUAUUUCAAGGGAAUGUGGGAGAAUAAAUUUGAGAAGAAUGAUACAAUGAAAAGAACGUUUUAUGUGUCGGAUACACGCUCCGUAGAGACUAACUUUAUGCACCAGAAGCGUAAACUGCUAGUAGGAGAGUAUAAGAAGAGAACUGUUCUAGCUCUACCCUACUCUGGAGAUAGAUUCACCAUGUACCUUAUCCUACCCCAUACAGUCAGGAGAGGUCAUGAGAGAUUUUUUGAAGAUUAUGAGGAUACAGAAUCUAAGAAAGAUGAUGACGUGAGUGUAGUUGAGAAUGAACUGGAAGCUGAACUCCUCAAUCAGAGUUUUAACAAGACAAAGUUCCAGAAAGAGGAGGUAGACCUUCUCCUUCCUUCCUUCAAGAUAGAGGCUGAUCUUCAACUCAAGGAAAUCCUCCAGAGUGUAGGUGUGAAAGCUCCAUUUUCUGGAAUUGAGGCAGAUUUCUCUGGCAUCAGCGGAGCUAAGAACCUUUUCCUUUCAGAUGCAGUUCAUAAAGCAUUCAUAGAGGUAAAUGAGGAGGGAAGUGAGGCAGCUGCUGCAACUGGUUUGAUUAUGAUGACAAGAAUGAUGCCAGCUCCACCUCUUCAGGCACACUUUGACCGGCCAUUCGUAUUCUUCCUCAGAGAUGAGCUGACCGGCCUUUUCCUCUUCCAGGGUAGAGUUGUCGAUCCAACCGUCUAGGGAUCAUCAACCUAGUGGAUCCAACUAUCUAUGGAUCAUCUACCUAGUGGAUCCAUCUAUCUAGGGAUCAUCUAUCUAGUGGAUCCAACUGUCUAGGAAUAUUCCUAGUGGAUUCAACUAUCUAGGGAUCAUAUACCUAGUGGAUCCAACUAUCCAGGGAUCAUAUACCUUUAGGGAUUAUCUAUUGUUAAAAGGAUCAUUAAUAAAUCUGUAACUUAAAAUACAAUAUGAUCCUGUUAUUUAUUAAGUUUUUAGAAUAACAAACUGAUAUUGUU
Molecule: messenger RNA, 1863 nt
Organism: Eurytemora carolleeae
Lineage: Eukaryota; Metazoa; Arthropoda; Copepoda; Calanoida; Temoridae
Product: leukocyte elastase inhibitor A
Exons: 17
Coding region: 80-1588 (502 amino acids)
Molecular function (GO): serine-type endopeptidase inhibitor activity
Source: RefSeq, a predicted model, not a curated record